AUGGUCAUACAUGUUUCGCUAGGAAACGCGGAAGCAAUGAAAAAGGACGUAGGACACUCAGGAAGAAGUACCAAGUAUGUAGACAAGGGUGAUUUGCUGCUCAGUCACAGAAACCUAAAACCAGAGGUAUCAGCACCAGGCACUGAGUACAGGGAUGAGCCCCAGACCAGCAGAAAACAAGGAAGAACUGGUAGCGAGCAUCAGGUAAAAAAUAGCCUAAGAAGCAUCAAUUUCCUUGUACUGCACAGUAAACCAGGUUUGGCUUCUGAUAACCAGGUCAGUGACUCUGGAAGCAGUGGCAGAGAACAGUCUAGCUCUCAGCAUUACCACUUCAGGAGGCAUGAGCAACACAGCAAUACUGACAAUCAACCUGUUCUGAGCAAUGUAGAAAAUCCAGUGGAUGCUCUUAGUCUUGAUCAUGAGCAUAACAUGUGGAAAUACAAUAAAAAUACAGUUGGCCUGUCUGAAAAACACAGUGAAAGUGAUGAAGAAGGUGUGGGAAAAGAGGAUGAGGAAUGGGGUGAAGAAACUAAUCACAGAGAUAUGAAGCACAAAGGCCACCAGACAAAACAAGGUAACCAGUAUGAAAGACAGCAAAACGAAAACAGUAUGCAAUCUGAUGAAAUCCUAAGAGAUUCUAGUCAACCAACCUGGAUAACCAAGAGACAUGGUAAGAAAUUUGACCUAGAGGAAGAAGAGAGGGAGAACAGCCAGAAAAAGCCCUAUAAAGAAGAAAUCCCCCUCUCAAAAAACUGUAACAAAGACCGGGAUGACAAACAGCAAAGCCAAGAGAGGAAAGACAAUAUGCAAGUAAGUUAUCAGAGUGAUCUUGACACAGUGGUGAAAAGACAAGAUAUGGAGGACAGUAAUGUUGACGAUCAUGAUGGUCACGACAGUGGUGAUGUGGAUGGCAAGGAAGAUCUCAGCAAUGCCUGGAAAGAAGUAGCCUAUGAGGAAGAGGAAAGAAUCCAGAGUAAUGAUCAGGAGAGCACCAGUACUGAGCACAAAGGGACAGGAACCACCAAAGAUAACACUGCAGUUCAUAGAGAGACCAAUGAUUACCAAGAUGUCAAGACUAAAGCCCUUAUUCCCUCUGAACAAGAGGAUUACCAUCAUGACCUACCUAAUUCUGACAGCAAGCAACAACUGGAAAUGAGUAGCUCUGUUCAGAGCAUGAAUUCAAUGCAAAGUGAAGAUAAGGUUAAGACUACAAGCAGUUCCUAUGGUGAGAUGGAAAGCGCAAGCAACAGGAGUGAGAAGGCUCUCCAGGAUCCAUGUAGGAACUUCCACUGCAGAAGAGGUAAAGUCUGCCAUCCGGACAAACAUGGGAAACCCAGCUGUAUUUGCCAAGAUCCUGCUGCUUGCCCUUCCACCAAAGGCUAUGAGCACUAAGUUUGUGGCACGGAUAAUAAGACUUAUGAUGGCACAUGUCAACUCUUUGGCACCAAAUGCUGACUUGAAGGGACAAAACUGGGACAUCAGCUGCACCUAGACUAUAUGGGCUACUGCAAAUACAUCCCCCACUACACUGAUUAUGAAGUGGAUCAGUUUCCCCUCCGGAUGCGAGAUUGGCUCAAAAACAUCGUUAUGCAAUAUUACGAAAGUGAUCUGGAUACUUCGGGAUUUCUAACUGAAAAGCAAAGGACUAAGGUCCAAAAAAUCUACCAGAAUGACAAGCGCCUUGUGGUUGGCGACCACGCAGUUGAGCUGCUCCUGCAUGACUUUGAGAAAAAUUAUCACAUGUAUGUGUAUCCUGUGGACUGGCAGUUUCAUCAGUUUGAUCAGCACCCUGUUGACAGAUUAUUAACACACUCUGAGCUUGCGCCUCUGAGCGCUUCCCUUGUUCCCAUGGAACACUGCGUAACCCGUUUCUUCCAAGAGUGCGACAGAGACCAAGACAAGCUCAUUGCUUUGAAGGAAUGGUGCCACUGCUUUGGGAUUAAGGAAGAAGACAUAAAUGAAAAUCUCCUGUUCUGA
Opisthocomus hoazin is the source of this 1977-nucleotide messenger RNA. Lineage: Eukaryota; Metazoa; Chordata; Aves; Opisthocomiformes; Opisthocomidae. The record is from RefSeq and is a predicted model, not a curated record.